Plasmodium fragile is the source of this 999-nucleotide messenger RNA. RefSeq lists its product as uncharacterized. Lineage: Eukaryota; Apicomplexa; Aconoidasida; Haemosporida; Plasmodiidae. The coding region runs from base 1 to 999 and encodes 332 amino acids. The transcript has a single exon. Gene Ontology annotation, biological process: cytoplasmic stress granule assembly; P-body assembly. The record is from RefSeq and is a predicted model, not a curated record. Gene Ontology annotation, cellular component: P-body. Gene Ontology annotation, molecular function: mRNA binding.
AUGUCUUCUGUGUCAACGUUGCCAUAUAUAGGCAGUAAAAUUUCUUUAAUUUCAAACUCCGAAAUAAGAUAUGAAGGAAUUUUGUACACGAUAAAUACGCACGAGUCGACCGUUGCAUUGCAAAACGUUAGAUCAUUUGGAACGGAGGGGAGAAGACAGCCGGACAUUCCCCCAUCAAGUGAAAUUUACGAUUUUAUAAUAUUUAGAGGAAAAGAUAUAAAAGAUGUAACCGUUAGUGAAGCUCCGAAGACUAUUCCGGACGAUCCAGCGAUCGUUUCCAUGAACAUAGCACCAUCGUCUAAAAAUAAUUUGAGCGAUAAUAUAAAUUAUAACAAUAAUGUAAAUAUGAAUAAACCGAUGAACACUCAAAACAAUAUGAUGCAACAACAAAAUGAUAGAAAUAUGAACUUAAAUAAUAGACGAUAUUUUAAUAGGCAGAAUUACAAUUUUUACUAUAAUAAUAACCCUAACAAUAGUGGUAAUAAUCACAACAAUAAUAAUAACAGCGGAAGAAACUUUAACAAUUUUAGAUAUAAGAAUUUUAGAAAUUAUGAUAGGCCUUACAUUAUUGGGGAGCUGGAGUCACAACCGAAUCCAGCCCUAAAAAGCAAAUUCAGCCCGGACUUUGACUUUAGUACAAAUAAUCUAAAGUUUGAUAAAAGCACCAUACUGGAGGAAAAGAAUAAAGAGCAGUUAACGCUGAAUAACAAUAUUCAAGUAGGAGGGUAUGAUAAGAACUCUAGCUUUUUUGAUAACAUUAGUUGUGAAACGUUAGAUAAACAACAGGGUAAGGAUGAAAGAGUGGACCGAGACAAAUUAAGAAUGUUAGAUGUAGACACCUUUGGAAUAGCUGCAGCGCACUAUCGAACCGCUGGACACAAUCGAAACAACAACAGGAAUAAAAUGAGAAACAAUAGAAAUAACAAAAUGAUGGGGAACUUCAACUACAACUAUUAUAAUAGAAAUCAAAACCCGUUUAACAGGUAUCCUGCUUAUUAG